Molecule: messenger RNA, 7046 nt
Organism: Myripristis murdjan (pinecone soldierfish)
Lineage: Eukaryota; Metazoa; Chordata; Actinopteri; Holocentriformes; Holocentridae
Gene: golga2
Product: golgin A2
Exons: 28
Coding region: 79-3393 (1104 amino acids)
Biological process (GO): Golgi organization
Cellular component (GO): Golgi cisterna membrane; Golgi cis cisterna; Golgi apparatus
Molecular function (GO): protein binding
Source: RefSeq, a predicted model, not a curated record
CACCCAGCGGCAGAGAUCGACACCAGCAGCAGACCCCAAACUGAUGACGUGGUUCGGUUCGCCGACCAGACCAGCAGGAUGGCCGAUCAGAGCAGGCAAAUCAAACUCGCUGCAGCUAAGAAAAAGCUGAAGGAGUUUCAGCAGAAGAGCUCUCCGACUAGUGUAGGAGGAGAAAAGGGGGGAGGAGGAGGAGGAGCAGGGGCCAAGAAGAAGAGGAAGGUGAAGGGAGGUAGCCAACCCGAUGCCUCAACAGACAGAAACUCUCCAGACAAUUUUGACAGUAUUCUGAAAGCACUUAGUCAAAGCAAUGGACUAGUUCUUCCUCCCUAUGGCAACAGUCAGAACUAUGCUGACAUGGAGGCCAUGGGGUCUUCAGUUCCCCAGUUGUUGGAGGACCAAAAGGGCGAGCACGGUCAUGGCUCACCUGUGUCUAACCCCUCUAGCACUAUUGCUACUACUAACCCUGAGUCUGUCAGUCACAACACUGACCCGCAGGAUUACCCUGGUACCAAUGGCAAUGAGGAUUUGACAGAGGAAAAUAGACCGCUGUCUUCCACAGAGAGCCUGCGGCAGCUCUCGCAACAGCUGAACGGCCUGGUCUCUGAGUCAUCCACUGUUUAUGUGAAUGGGGACAGUGUGCCUUCUAUCAGUGACAAAGAACUGGAGAGCCGGAACCAGGAGCUGGCAGCCGCCCUGGAGUCCAGCAACCUAACAAAUUCUCAGCUCAAUACCAAGCUAGACCAGCUGACACAGCAAUCUCAGGAGCUCACGGAUCAGCUACAAAAGGAACGCAAAGAAUUUGAGCAAAAGUUUGUAAAGGAACAAGGAGCCAUGCGGGAACAACUGCAGGUUCACAUCCAGACCAUCGGUAUACUGGUAUCGGAGAAAUCAGAGCUGCAGACAGCACUACAAUACACACAACAGGCUGCACGUCAGAAAACAGGAGAGGCAGAGGAACUGAGUAACCGUCUACAGAGCACCAAACAGAGAGUGUCAGAGCUGGAGAGAACCCUUUCCUCUGUUUCCACACAGCAGAAACAGUUUGAAAAGCACAACAAAGAGCUUGAAAAAGAGAGAGACAACCUGAGGCUAGAGGUGUACAGACUGAACAGUGUGAGUGAUGAAUCAAAGCAGCAGAGCUCAGAAUUAUCAGAGCAGCUGAGGCUUAACGUGCAGGAGAAUGCAGCGCUGAAGCUGGAGCUGGACGACCUCCGCAAGAGGCUGGAGAUGGCUGACCUCAUGCUGCAACAGUGCUCCAGCCAGUCAGGACCUCCCAGUGCCAACCAGCAGGUCCAGCUACUACUUGAAGAGAAGCAGCAGCUGGAGGCACACAAUCACCAGAUGAUGGAGUCCAUCGCCCAGCUGCAGACGGAGAGGGACUGCUACGCUGAGCAGAUCCAUGAGGAGGGACGCAUGUGGAAGGACAAAACAGAACAGCUGCUAACACAGGUGUCAUUGGUUGCAGAGGAGAGGGACAGGAACAUCAGCCGAGUUCAAGAGCUCGAGGCCAGCAUAACAGAACUGAAAAACACUGCAGAGACAUUGUCCCUGGAGAGAGAGGCUCAGGGCCCUGUGGAGCCUCAGCCGUCUGGGCCGUCAGAGAGUGAGGUCGCCCUGCAGGAGGCCGUCAACACCCUGCAACAGGAGAGAGACACUCUAACUGCACAGUACCAGGCACAGCUGCGUGACAACGAGCAGCUGAGCCGCCUGUGUGCAGAGCAGGAGACCCGCCUCGGGGAGCUGGAGCGGCAGGUGGAGAGUCAGGCCCAGGAGACUGAAGACCGCAGGCGCAUGCUGGAAGAUGUUCAGUCAGACAAGGCGACUAUCAGCCGUGCGCUCACCCAGAACCGCACACUCAAGGAUCAGCUGGCCGAGCUGCAGAACGGCUUCGUCAAACUUACUAAUGAGAACAUGGAGCUGACCAUCGCUAUUCAGUCAGAGCAGCAUGUGAAGAAGGAGCUGGCUCGCAAAAUGGGACAGCUCCAAGAGGACCUUCACAACGUCAAGGAGCAACUGGACCUGAAAUGUCAGGAAACUCAGGGUCUGACAGAGCAGAGGGACCAGAUCGUGGCCCACCUGCAGCAGUACUGCGCUGGCUACCAGACCCUGGCUUCAGAGCGGGAACAGCUGCACCACCAGUACCUGCAGCAGAGCCAGCUCAUGGACCGGCUACAGCACGAUGAAAGCCAGGGCCGUGUGCAACUGGAGAUCAGCCACCAACAGCUGACACAAACGCAGGAGCGAUUGGAGCAGCUGGUCAGAGACAAUGAGCAGCUGAAGGCUGAAGUUCAUGAGCUUCUCAACAGCUCUGCCCUGGCCUCAUCAUCCAGAGACCAAGGAGACGGAGUUGAGAGCCAGUCUCUGCAGGAAAGCCCAAAGAAGUCCUCCUCCAUAGUAAUCCCAGACGAUUUUGAGAGCCAAACAGAGAUGGAGGAGUUUAUCCGUGGGGCACUGGCCCAGUUGGAGGCCGAGAGGGAUGAAGCCAGGAGGCAACUGCAGGAGGAGCACCGGCUGCACAUGGCUGCCCGGCAGCAGGCUGCUGUAGCCCUCGAGCACCAGCACCACAGCCACAAUCAGGACACUGGUCAUGACCAUUUUCAUGAGCAUGGUCACUCUCACGGCCAGCACAGUCACUGUGAACACAGUCAUGAACACCCAGAAGGAGGAGUGCCAGUGGAAGUGCACGAGGCACUGCAAGCUGCCAUGGAGAAGCUGCAGCAGCGCUUCACCUCCCUCAUGCAGGAGAAGGCCGACCUGAAGGAGAGGGUGGAGGAGCUGGAGCACCGCUGCAUCCAGCUCUCUGGAGAGACUGACACUAUAGGAGAGUACAUAGCCCUGUACCAGAGCCAGCGGGCCAUCAUGAAGCAGAAGCACCAGGAGAAGGAGCAGUACAUCAGCAUGCUGGCCCAGGACAAGGAGGAAAUGAAGGCUAAGCUGGCGGAGCUGCAGGAUCUGGUGAUGAGGCUGGUGGCAGAGAGGAAUGAGUGGUACAGCCGUUACACCGGGGCUGUAGCCAACCCCAGCACAGUGAACCCCGACCUGCUGCCUGUCGGGGAGGAUCACACUCACCAAGAGCACGCAGCACACACACACAUGGAGCUUAACGCUGUCAGUGGAGCAGAUUCAAUGGAGGUCAUUCCUCUGUCAGAGCCCACCACCCCAGGCCUGGACGCCCCCUUCUCCCAGACCCUGUCGACAGGGCCAGCCCAGGCUGAAUCCCAGCCUUUGGGACCCAAGGAGGACGGCACGGCCAGGCAGAUCAUGCAGCUGCUACAGGAGAUCCAAAACCCUCAGGGGGCUCUCCGCUCACCCCCAUUCCUGGGCGAGAACCCCUGCAUCCCCUUCUUCUACCGGCCUGACGAGCAGGACGAAGUCAAGAUUCUUGUGGUGUGAGGGAUAUGUGUUUUAGUGGUAUGACACAGGGAGAUGUGCGUGUGUGUGUGUGUGUGUGUGUGUGUGUGUGUGUGUGUCUUUAUGAGAUCUUGGACAAGUCUUGAGGUCUUGGAUGAUUAAUAAACACCACAGUUUAUCCUGUUAAUCUUAUGAAUCAUAUUCACAAAUGCAUCUCUAGAAUAUUGAUCCCCCCACCCCCAAAAUUGCGCAUAAAUAGUUUAAUGUCCUAGACCAAAUUGUAUGAAAUUGGCCCCUUUUCGUCGUGUGUGUCUGUGGGUGUGACUGUAUGCAGGAGAGAAAGAGAGAGUUUUCUGAUUAUCUUUGUUGCUUUCUUUCGUUUUGUGAUGGAAACUAAACUGUUUCAGUCUAAAGAUGCUAUCUAUAACGUUCUUUCCGCAGAGGAGAUAAUCAGUAUUCCUACACGCAAUCCGAUUGUUCUCCUCACCUUUAUUUCUAAUUCCCCUGCUUCCUAUCCCUCUCUCUUGUCUCACAUAAGUGCAAUAAAGGGGAUUUAUUUCCUGUCCCCUCACUUACUAAACUUUAAGAGCUGUCAGAGAGUUAGCAGCAUGUCUGUGUGUCUGACCGGGCUCACGUUGUACUUUGUUUUGAUGCAAAUCUCUCAGUUUUACACAAUUUGCUGUCCACAUGCCAAAAAGAGCAUCCAGUUUGAAUGUAUAAAACCUAUUAUUUAUCUCUUUGUGUGAUGAGAAAACUGAGGAAGGUGGAAAGUGAGAAGUGCAGAGGGAGAAGGACAAGAGGCCAAGUGUUGGUGUGGAUUAAGAGAUCCAGAGCGAGAUGUAAGUUGCAAUAUCAGAAAAGGACGCUGUCGCUUUUACAGGUGCUGUUUCUAAGUCAAGACCUCGCUAGCUAUAUAUAGAUCAGGAUCAGGAAGACUGAAGCAUGUGGGCAGGUGGGUACUGUCCCUCAAACUACCUUUUCCAUACAUGGUCUGUUUUUUUUUCCCACUGAAAAUAAGUUGUGUGUACAAUGCAAAAAUGUUAAUUUAUGUGCAGGGUUUGAUGUGUAGUCAUUAAGUAUCCUGUAAUUGUCUUGGGAGAGCCGUCACUACAGAAACUAAGAGGUUUUUUUUUUCCGGAGUGAUUGAGGGGAUAGAUGCAAUUUAAAGACCCUGUGAAAUGAAAAAUGAUUUUUUUAAGUUAUGAGAUAAUAUAGAGGCCAAAAGUCCCUGAUUGUUAUAUACAUGGGGGAUUGAUUUAUCCAAAAAGAUCAUCCUGUUCAUUCUUGCUCAAAUGCUUGUCCUGUGAAGGAUAUCUUCUUGAUUUUGAGCUCUAAGAGUUCGGGGUGCUGUCCUGGGUGCUCCUUUCCAGAAUUUUGUAGAUACACAGAUCUCAGCAACUGGUGACUACAAAAAAAAAAAAGGUACAAUAAUUUGGUGUUUUAAAUCUUUUGCCAUCAUAACUCAUUGUCUUGUCACAAACUCUGCACCCUGCUGGUCACCUCAUAUAACUCAUAACAAAUAUGUUUCAUUAAUUGGAGCCACAGUUCAUAAACCGAGCUCUGAUUUCUGUUUCAUGGGGUCUUUAAGCUUCUAAAUGAACGGGCACUAAGGGCCAGUUUUUCUGUUACGUUGUGCUAGAAGUUCUACAUAUCAACAUGAUAAAUUAAUGCACAUCCUAUACAACUGGACUUUGUGUGUGUGUCUGUGCGUGGAUGUGUGUGCGUUUGGAAUCCAGAUUGUUUCCUCUUCAACCGAAGUUGAAUCUGUUGUGCUUUUCUUUACCUUUUGGAUUCCCUCAAAUUAUAUGAUUGCACUAAAACUGUACACAGCUUCUCAUUAAACUGUCCCAUCAAGCUGGUUGGACAGUGGCUUUUCUACCAUGGAGCCUCUUUAGCUGUUGAGAUCUUUUUUUUUUUUUUUUUUUUUUGUAUGAGGAGAAGGGGAAUCCUAUGAAGCCACUGGAAGCUGAGGGUUCCAUGUGAAGCGAGUUUGAUAAGUGGAUUUAAUUGAAAGUGUGUUGUUGGUGCGUGUGUGUGCGAAGUGUACACCUGGAGGAUGUGUAAGUUGUGUAAAUAUGAGAAGAAAGUGAAACUGAAGAGACCACUCAGGAUAAGAAUUCAUGUUUUUUUUGUUUUUUUGUUUUUUUUUUUUCUCCAAUGGUCUAGGAGUGGGCCAAUCAUGAUUUAUGAAAAUGAACAUCUCUCCCCCCAAAAACAGGAAGAAAUGACUCAAGACUUUUGUUGUUAGAUACGAAGCUCAAAAUGUCUCUAUAGAGGAUGAAUGAAAAAUGACAAGAAGAGAACAAAGAGGAAAAAGGCCACAUUUUUUGCCUCAAAGCUCAAAAUAUCGGAAUAAAUGGCAUUUGGAUGUGAAAAUUGACAUAAGGUUGGCCCUUUAAUUUUGGUGGCUAUGGACCUGGUCCAGACUUAAUAUCUGAGGACAGCACAGAGAGUUGCUCAUGUUCACAAAUGCUGGUUGGAAUGUCUUUAUGUCAUCAAAUACAUGAUUUCUUAAACUGAGAGGCCUUCACUUUAUUGCUAAUAAUAAGCCACAAGUAGGCCUAUCAGAGUUCGGUUUUGCCAUUUUGACAUCUUAGCAGGCCUCUGUUUUUUGAGAGCCAUGAUGCGGCGUGCUAACAUACCAUUAAAUAAGGUUGUUAGUGCCGAGGCACAUAAAAGAUGCCGCUGAAAAGAGUUUACCCCCCGUAUUUGGUUGAAUUUUGAGAACUGAGUGUAUAUUGAGGUCACAACCACAUCGCCAGGGGAAGAGAAACUGUAGUGCUAAUUCUCAUUUUGAAAUGAAACGAAACAAAAUCUGACUGAAUUUGCUGAAGGUAUACAUAAAUGUGUGGAAGUGUAUGCACUUGGUGUGUGUGUGUGUGUGUGUUUACAGGGCAAAGCAAAGCAGCGCCAAGUCCACAGCAGAGAUGGUUUCUGAAUACAAAUUUUACAAAGGUACUCCACCUUUCUAGAUUUUAAAAUUCCUCACUUCUUGUCAUUCUGUCACUUAGUUCUUUUUCCGUAUUGCAAACAUGCCAUGAAAUAAUGUUUUUUUUUUUUUUUUUUUUUUUUUUUUUUUGAAGUGGUCACACCAAGAGAUGCAUAUAAAAUCCUUUUAUAGUACUGUUUAGGGGGUUGUGUAGUAAUAUACAGCGUAGACAAAAUUAUUUCCCGCACUUUCUAAUUCACUGUUAAAUACAUUAUGGGAUUGGAAAGCUAGAGAUAAGAAAGCAUUUAUGGUCUCUGCUGUACAAGAGGUGGUGUAUAUACUGUAACUGUGUAACAUAUUGUAUAUUCAUGAUGCCUGGUGUGUGUGGGGAGGAGUGGCUGUCCCGCUAGCCGUGCUGCUAGCAGUGUAGACUUUUGUCCAUGUGUCCGUCUGUCUCUGCAGCCGCUGUCAGCUAGAAGGACACAUGGACAAAUUAGCGGAUCAAGGGUUGCAGACUGUCUGUGAUUUAAUACAAAGAUUGACUAAAAGAGAAAAUAUUCUAUUUAUUUGGAAUAAGUAAUUAUCUCAACUAAUCAGUUUUAAUGUAACAAAGUGACUGUUGGAGGGUGAUGAAGGAUCAUUCAGAGGACGGGGUGGUGGAACACUGCUUCUGACAGGAACUUUCUGAUGUGAUUUUAUUUUUAUUGUUUUCUUGAAUAAGACUUUUCUUCCCCUCUCCUGAAUAAAACUGAUUAAGCAACUUUAA